GAUCUAUCACCUUAGUUGCUCAACAGUCAAAACAAGGGAUUACAUUUAGGCCUGUUUUAGUGGCUGUCCAGGGAACAUGGCUGUCACUAUUACUGUAGUCAGUCGGUCACCAAUCUAGCAAAAAUAUUUAUUAGGAAUUUGUUUACUUUCGCUUUCGGAUAAAACUCAGACAACAAUGAAUCCCAAGAGGACGUCAUGAGUGCUGAUGGUGGCAUAUUCCCUAUUGACACCUCUAACUACUUACCUGUGAUGGCUGAAUGUCCACAUUUAGAAGACAACUCAAGCGACACUGAGAACUGGGAAAGUAAUCUUCACAGACACUCAAGUGCCCAGCCCCGCGUCCCAGUCCCUCAACUAGAGGCCGACCUGGUCAACAUGAACCUGCAUGGCGCCAGUGGGGGCCUCGAACGCUGCAGGGACAGUGAUCGCCGGAGGUCUAGCGACCGCUCCCGAGACUCCUCCCACGAGAGGGGUGAGGGUCAGCUGACCCCUUGCAUCAGGAACGUCACCUCGCCCACCCGACAGCACAACAGCGAUCGUGAGCGGUGCGAGGGUGGUUCUUCCUCCAGGUCGUCGAGUCCUCGGCCCCCUAGGGCCUUAAUCUCCGUGGGGCCCAGCUGCAUCGCAACGAGCAGGAGCAGCCUUUUCAGUACUGAGACCCACUGUAAGAGUCUGGGCCAUGGACACGUGCACGGUCCCUGUGACCACCUCUACGUCUAUGAGAACGCAAAGGAGGGGACGCGCACAUUACGGACCGCCGAGAGGGUCACUCUGAUAGUGGACAACACCCGCUUCCUGGUGGACCCAGCCAUCUUCACCGCCCAGCCGAACACCAUGCUGGGAAGAAUGUUUGGAUCCGGGAGAGAAUACAAUUUCACUAGGCCCAAUGACAAAGGAGAGUUUGAGGUGGCAGAUGGAAUCAGCUCAACGGUUUUUAGAGCCAUCCUGGAUUACUACAAAUCUGGGAUAAUCUGCUGUCCUGAUGGGAUCCCCAUUCCUGAGCUGAGAGAAGCAUGUGACUACCUCUGCAUCUCCUUUGACUACAGCACCAUCAAGUGUAGAGACCUCAGUGCACUCAUGCACGAGCUGUCCAACGAUGGGGCGAGGCGUCAGUUUGAGUUCUUCUUGGAGGAGAUGGUGGUGCCGCUGAUGGUCGCCAGCGCCCAGAACGGAGAGAGGGAGUGUCACGUGGUGGUCCUGACUGACGACGACGUGGUGGACUGGGACGAGGAGUACCCUCCGCAGAUGGGAGAGGAGUAUUCACAAAUUAUAUACAGCACAAAACUGUACAGAUUCUUCAAGUACAUCGAGAAUCGAGACGUUGCCAAAUCAGUAUUAAAAGACAGAGGACUUAAGAAAAUCAGACUUGGAAUUGAAGGUUACCCCACCUACAAGGAGAAGGUGAAGAAGCGUCCCGGUGGCCGGCCAGAGGUCAUCUACAACUAUGUGCAGCGGCCCUUCAUCCGCAUGUCUUGGGAGAAGGAGGAGGGCAAGAGUCGCCAUGUUGACUUCCAGUGUGUGAAGAGCAAGUCCAUCACAAACCUAGCAGCCGCUGCUGCAGACAUUCCCCAGGACCAGCUGGUCAACAUGCACCCUGGCCCUCAGGUGGACGAACUGGACAUCCAGCCUCAGCCAAGCUACCACUACGAGCCAGACCCAGACGCCCUCUCAGAGCACUGUAGUGACGAGCGAGUUUGACAGCAGAAACCAAAUUGCCUUUGCAACUCUUGUGCAGCCUUAAGGCAAAAAAACAAACUGGUAUACAUUGUCAACAGCCUGGGAAGGAGUAGCAAAGCACACAGUAAACAAUUGCCUCCUUGUACUGUUAACUGACCAAAGGAGAUUUUUUUUUUUAAUCAAGAAUAUUUGAAUCACAAACUUGUCUGUGGGUAUGGUGGUGCUGCUGUGUACAGUUACUGUAGUUCCUAAAGGGUUUGGUUUUAUCCACUUCUUCUUGCUCUGCCUGCGGGUGAGACUGUUACUACAGUAGUCUACCACCAGAGCACCUGGGGAGCCUCACUGAUGCUUUGGCCUCAAUAAAGAUUUUUAUUUAAUAACUCCA
Messenger RNA from Oncorhynchus masou masou (cherry salmon), 2062 nucleotides. Its product is annotated as BTB/POZ domain-containing protein 10-like. The record is from RefSeq and is a predicted model, not a curated record. The transcript is spliced from 9 exons. The coding region runs from base 196 to 1698 and encodes 500 amino acids. Gene Ontology annotation, biological process: positive regulation of phosphorylation. Gene Ontology annotation, molecular function: protein binding. Gene Ontology annotation, cellular component: cytoplasm. NCBI's taxonomy places the organism in Eukaryota, Metazoa, Chordata, Actinopteri, Salmoniformes, Salmonidae.